CGGCGGGUGUUCGCCCGCUCGGGCGAGCUGCAGGCCCACCUGGCCUCGCACGGGCGGCCGGCGCCCGGCUACGCCUGCGGCGAGUGCGGGCGCCGCUACAGCCGGGCCUCCCACCUCCUGCGGCACCAGCGCAGCCACACCGGCGAGCGGCCCUACCCGUGCCCGGCCUGCGGCAAGGGCUUCGUCAACUCCUACGAGCUGCUGCGCCACCAGCUCACCCACACCGACGCCGCGCCCCACCCGUGCCCGCGGUGCGACAAGUCCUUCAAGCGCCCGCACUACCUGGCGCAGCACCUGCGCACCCACUCCCAGGAGACCCCCUACGCCUGCCCCUCCUGUGGCAAGGCCUUCAAGACGGCCUCCUACCUCCUGAAGCACCAGGGGCGCCACCAGCCCGACCCGCCCCGUCACCGGUGCCCGGAGUGCGGCAAGGCCUUCCGCUACCCCUACGAGCUGGCCCGCCACGCCCGCUCCCACUCCGACCGGGCGCCCUACCCCUGCCCGGACUGCCCGCGGGCCUUCAAGAGCAGCCGCGACCUGGACCAGCACGCCCGCCUCCACACCGGCGAGCGGCCCUACGUGUGCGGGGCCUGCGGCAAAGGCUUCACCCGCUCCUCCAUGCUGGGCCGGCACCGCCGCACGCACAGCCCGCUGCGCCCCCACGCCUGCCCGGACUGCGGCCGCUGCUUCAAGGCGCCCGCCGGGCUGCGGGGGCACCGCCGCAGGAACUGCCGGGGCGGGGGAGGGGCCGCCGGCCAGCCGGGCCCCUCGCCAACCCAAUAUCCGCCAACAACGCCAACCCAACUCCCGACGCCAACCCAAUAUCCGCCACCGACGCCAACCCAACACCCAUCGCCAACCCAGUAUGCACCAACGCCAACCCAACUCCCAUCGCCAACCCAAUAUCCGCCAACAACGCCAACUCAACUC
Messenger RNA from Chiloscyllium plagiosum (whitespotted bambooshark), 930 nucleotides. NCBI's taxonomy places the organism in Eukaryota, Metazoa, Chordata, Chondrichthyes, Orectolobiformes, Hemiscylliidae. The record is from RefSeq and is a predicted model, not a curated record.